AAACAAGAUAACUUUUAAACACUGCCCCGGGAUUAUCCCCACAGCAGGCACAAGGAUGGCCUUGAAAAUUUUCACUCAAGAAUUUGAAGGCGCGGUCACUGCCGGAUUGAAAUCUAUUUAUAGCUCACUAGUUGGAAGGAAAUAGCACAACAUGCCAUGAGGCAGAGCUUCCGCUUUCUAUCUCACGGGUCAAAGGGCACGUUUGAGGUUAAAGUGCACGUAAAGUGAAGUGGUUUUAAUGCAAUGUUUUUGGAUGCGCCUCGGCGCCUGAUGGCGGCACCUCAGGGGCGGCGACUCCACGUGCUAGCAGGAUUGUUUCUUCUCCUGCUCUUAGUCAGGAGAUCUGUGGAGCAGACUACUGAGACGCCCCUGUCCACGACCAAAGGUAAUUUAAGGACAGCUGUGAUUGUCUUAUAAUUCACGGGGUUAGGAAUCAGGAAUUAACGGUUAUUUGGGAGGGGGGGUUAAGGGGUUGAGAGGAAUUGGUUAGUUAGGGGCGGGCAAAGGAUAUGUGUUAUGUAUAUUUAGCCUCUGGUUCAUCCUGGUUCCGCCGCUCUCCCCUCUCCACAUGUUUUAUAUUAAUAAUGAUACUGAGUAAACAAAAGGCUGUCACGCAGUCAGCUUUUAUUAGUGACGUCUGAACUCCAGUAAAAAAAAAUAUUGAUUUUUUUUUUUAAAUUUAAAGGGAGGGGACUGUCAUAUUAAUCAAUAAAGAACAACGGGUAUGGCCGAGGACUGUCUUUAGGAAUAUCUGUGGGACUAUUGUUGAAAGGCCGGUAGGUGGGUUCUAGGACUGUCUGUAAGACUUUUGUUUUAAAGGGCGGCAUAUAUUAUAGAAAAUGAGAAGUUGAAAAAAUGAGAAGACCCUAAUUAUGGGAUGGGGUGUUUAGACCGUAAGAGACAUGACCAUAAUUAUAAGGUGGGGGUAUUUGGACUGAGAGAGACAAGGCCUUAAUUAUGGGGUGGGGGUGUUUAGAUUGCAAUUUAAGACACUAAUCAUCCUUUAUGUGUGUUUUCUCUGUCGAUUUAUUGUAAAGGUGUCAAACUUAAAUCAAUGUUUGAUGAUUUUAAUGACGUAGGAAUUGACUAUAUGGGGGGGGGGGGCUUCGGGGGAGGUCCGAUCCAGGCAACUUUUCUCUCUUUAUAUUGACGGUUUGCAUUUUUGGCAAUUUUGUUGGGAAAAAAAAAAGUGCGUGGGGUGGGAAUUGUUUGGUUCAUCCCGGGCGAAACUGAACCUAACAGUGUCACUGCACCCUUCUUUUUCCCCAGCCUUCCACCCCCCCCUCACGCACGACUCUUAUCUAACGUUAUCUCCACGUCUAGCUCACCCCCCCCCCUCUCAAUCCUGUUACUAACUCACAUAAGAACAACAAUGCAGCUUACUCAGUCAGUUAGAAAGUUUUCAUUUAUCAGCUAUUGGAGGGUGGGGUUCGGGUGAUGGCGCCCCCCCCCCCCUCUUCCACAAGGCCAACAAGGGCUGUACUGUUAGCUUGUCGGCACCAGGAGAUCAGGUUUACACGCAGAAAUUGUUAUGAAACUUCUGCCAGGGGAUAGGUUUUUGAUGUACACUUUGUAGCGUAUGGUGGAUUCUUGCACGCGCAACGCUCCCAGUCGUCCCUGGUCAUCACCACCACGCCACCAUAGGCAGCAGCACGGGAUUCUUUCGUAAUGGUGGACAAUGUUGUCUGUUCAAAACUCCCUGGAUGGUAUUUUGAAUGGGUUUUUUAAAAGAAAUUCUUAGUGAAGUUAAGAAAUUGGUGUGAAUUUACGUUAGCGGUUUAAACGCUUAAACCACAACGAGGAAUAAACGUAGACAAGAUAAGAUAAUGUGAUAUGUUUUGUUAUUGUGUUUCUACAGAUAUAACAAUGAUGAAAUAAUAACUAGAAUCUUAUGUGGCAUUGGGAAACAUGACUCCCGAAAUAAAUGAUAUGAUUAGAAAAUUAUGUUACUAUACUGUGUUUAGAAAAAGUGUAAUUUCAAUUUGUAUUAUCGAAAGCCCAACAAUUAAAUAGAAUAGUUCCAUAAUCCCCUUGUAAGAAAUUAGAGUACCAUCUCCAGUUUAUUAUUUUAAAAACAACAAAUGCAACUUUAAAUAUAUUUUGGUACCGUACAUUUAAAAGUAAAUACUUCAAUGGAUCAUUAGGCCUACAACUUAAUUCAUAAAUUAUUAUAUUUUUAACACUUUUCUGAUGAAAUGAGGGAUGGCGUCCCAAAACCUCCCGAAAGUAUAAUUUCACCAUUUCACCGUCUCACUUUUUGUAUUGUUUACUUUCAAUAAUACAUACUAUGAAUAAAUUAUCAUACACUUCAAGAUAUCUAAAAUGUAAUGUUUCGUCAUUAAUUGGUGUCAUUUACUUAUCGUAUUCCAUGGCUUCUCCGGCAAUAAUGUGAAAUCGUUAUUGUACGGUUGUUUAGCCGGAAGUACGAGGUACUACUUUGAUUUUAAUCUUCUGGUGGGGAAAAUUGAAAGUGCUGUGAUUAUUUUGCACUACAUCAAAUUACAAAGUUUAAAUGUCUCCUUCUAUUUCCAUCAGUAAUUAACCAAUUGAAGUAAAGGUACCAAAGUAAAUAUUAAGCCUGGUCUUGUCUCUAUCUUUGAAAUUAAACAAUGAUCGUAAUAUUUAUUAUUACGGUACUAAUUUUAUAAUAUUAAUUAGCAUGGGCAUGGGCGUAGCCAGUGGGCUUAGUGAAGUCUGUGACAGUGGACAGUGGUCUGCGUUUGGGUCGUUAGGUAAUUGUCCAGUUUAGAUGCCCAAAUCAAAUGUGUGAUAGUUAUGGAACAUUGUCCAACUUUAUGUUGUAUAAUUUGAAAACUGGUAAAAAACCGUCACCCAGAUGAUGUACUCUAAGACUCUAACUCAGAAACUUGAAAAUUUAAUUACUAAAGAUGUUAUCCUACACCCACUCAUACUUCAUACUAGUCAUACUCAUCUUACACUUUCACAUUUCCGCCUAGCCCAUCAUAGUAAGCUGCCCAUGUCAUAACUGUGUUAUAAGCACAGGUAGCGUUAAUACUAGAUUUUGUAAGGGCCUAGCCCUAAUAUUAAUUUUGUAAUAAUUAUUAAUUUAGUAAUAAUUAUUAAUAGACAUAGGCCAACACUUAGCCUAACUAACCACUGCACUAAAAGAAUAAAGAAGAAAGUUAUACGUCCAUGAGUUUAUCUUUUGGAGCAAAUUCAAGAAUGAUAACAUAUUCUGCCGUUUCUUAGCUACAUUUGCUGCCAAUUAUCUAUAUCAAAUUUCAUUCUGUUUUAUGCUUAAAUAAACGGCUUAAUUUUAAUUAAUUACUUUUUGUGAAUUCGGGCACCUAAACUGCACAAUUACCCUGCAUUGGGUAUGAACAUGUGCCAUUUGAUUCAAGCACUCACCACCCAUGCCAUAAUAUUCAAAUAUUAAGGAUCACCAAGCCUACAUCAAAUAAAAAGUCUAAUUCUAAAAAAAUGUAAUAUUCAAUUGAAUAUACUUAAAACUUAAUGACUCCAAUUGAGUUCAAUCCCCCAAUAAUAGCUGAAAACUUACCAUUAGCAUCAGUCUAAGAAAGUUUGCCACUCCCUCUCAAAUCUGACUAAUGGCAGGGCUAUCCUUUUAGAUUUUUCAGCUAAUGUGAAGAGAUAGCAUCCUGGUUCCAAUAGGGUCAAAACCCUGGUUCCGAAAGGGUCAAAACCAAGAUUAUUGAUAAAUUUAGGGUUCAGGUUAGGUUUAGGGAUAGAUUUAGGGUUCGAGUUAGGUUUAGCGAUAGAUUUAGGACAUAAGUUCGCGGGUCGCGGCAACAAAGGUAAAAAAACCGGUGCUAUCUCUUCACAGAUACCAAUAGCUUAAUAUGCCUACACUUGAAGUAAAGUGACUGUUGAACUUUAUUAAUUUUUAAAAAAAAUCGAAGAGCAAGUAAGCAUGGCAUUACAUUAAUUAUGAGUCAAAAUACUAAAAUAAUACUGAAAAGUUGCUUAAAUCAGUAAUUGAUUAAUUAUGUUAGUGCCCAUACUCAUACAAAUAUUGAAUCUAAAUUCUUGGACUUUGUCAAAAAGUCAAAACAUUGUAAGAUAGCAGUGUACUGUUAUGAAGGUUUGUGACUAGAUCUGAAACAUAAACUAUUGGUUGGGGAAGUAUGAAAAUGAAUACAGUAGGCCUACAGAUUUUUCAGGUAAAAUUUUAAGUAAUGGAAUGUUAAGAAUAAAGGUUCUUAACUUUUUGCAGCGUUACACCCCCCGAUUGAUUUUAAAAAUUUCCAUCACCCCCUCUCAUUUUAAAAACAUUUUAGUUUCUCUUUUCUAGGGGUGUGCCGGACCCCGGUCCGGAAUCCGGUUCCGCCGGAUUUUGCACUAUCCGGUGAAAUCCGGUUCCGCCGGAUUUACAUGUAUCCGGAACAACCGGAUUCCGGAAUCCGGAAUAUACCGGAUUUCGGAAUUUGCCAGAUUUUGUGACUCACCGGAUCAUAAUCUGAAAUAAAAGUAAUUCUCUUUCCCGAAUUCCACACGAUCACGAUACAUUAAUCGAUUGUUUCGAGCGUUGAGCUUGUUUAAUGUUUAAUAUUCCGUACAUACCAGAGGCUAGAGUCAGCACCGCUAAUAGUGGCCAAUAGUGUAGGGACUUUGAUAAGAAAAUUUAAACUUUUUGUAAAAAUAAACCAAUGGCAUAGUUGAAAAGAUGUAAUUUUUUAAAGAAUUAUAACACCAAAAUCAUAUUUUUAGCUGUUGUAGUUUUAAAGUUAUGAAUUUUUAAAGUACGACUUGGUUUGUCAUUUUUUAACAUGGACUGCAUCUCCACAUUCUGUGAUCUCAUUCCGCCAAUCCCGUCAUGCGCAAUGACUAUAUAGUUUAUAUAAGGCAACGCAUUCCCUGCCUUAUCACUAAAAUACUGUUUAGACUUAGUUUAAACUUUCAACUUUGGCACAUGAAUAAUUAAUUAAAGCUUUCCCUGACCAAUGGUUUAAUAGUUUUUGCACACGGCAAACUCUUAUGAAUGAAACUCUGAGGUAGUACUACGAUACAGUUAUGCAAGUGGCUGUGAAUGGUUGCCAAUGACAACGUGUUGCACACGGUAAAUUCUGAUCAUUUAUAAUAUGGAUUCUACCGGGUUGUUAAAGCUCAAAUUAAAACAUUCCAGUUUAAAUGUCUUUAAAUGCAUUCUGAAACACAAGUUAUCAAUUAUUUUGAUGUAAAUAGUGAUAAUAAAUUAAUAUUUCCUAAGUAUCGUCAACUUCCGCCAUUAAAAAGGGGGGCGUGGCCAACCCCAUGGCGAAAUUAGGUUGAGCGAGCUGCAUAACCUGCUGCGAACGCGUAGAAACAUGGCGUCUCUCGUAAGACACUUAUCCAAAUGGAACGGAACUCAAAUAUAUAUCGAAAGUACUAAUUUAAUAAUAAAUAGACACACACAUCGGAAAAUUAAAAACUCGGAUUUUUUGGCGCCGAUUGCGAAUUCCCAUACACAAAAAGUAGUAGUCCACCUUGACUUACCGAAGUAUCUACCAAUAGUACCAAAAUCCGGAAUCCGGGAGAAACCGGAAUCCGGAUCCGGCGGAUUUCGCAUAAGAAAAUCCGGAUCCGGAUCCGGUUGGAAAAAACGGAUCCGGCACACCCCUACUCUUUUCCCAACCCACCCAAUAAAAAGUGCAUACCAGGUCAGAUAUAUGCAUACAUUCAUACAUAUCCACCUGUUUCCGUACUUUUAGAAUCUAAAUUUCAAAACGCUCUACUCUGUUUUGGUGAUGGCUUACUUCCUGUAUAUUGGUAUUAAUUGGAAAUUCAAAACCAGCUGAUAUGCAAGCGUCAAUAUUACAGUAAUUAAAUUCUUUACGCUCGGCUUGAGUUGGAAUCUCAGAAAUAAUUAGUAAUGCAAAUUUUAUAUCUUUUCCUCACAAAAACAAAGCCUGGCGCUUUUUAAAACUUAUUAAAUUGCACUGCUUUUAAAUUUUUUUUAAAGGUUUCCAAAAUUUAAAUGAGUGAGGAGAGUUAUAAUAAGUCAAUACUGUCUACAUUUUCCUGUUAUUUUUAUAAAAUUUAUUCAAAAUUAAGCAGGUGUGACACUUAACUCAUAACCUUUUAGCUAAUUAAAAAUACAAUUAAUCAGCUCUAGUUUUACAUUUUAUUUGAUUAUUUUUCACUUUUUCAAAAAUUUACCUCCAGUUUUUGUUGUUUUUUGUGUGGUAUUUUCGCUUCAAAAUAUUUGCACCCCUGGUUAAGAACCCCUGAUUUAGAAUGUGCAGAACUUGUCACAUAUGCAAAACUCUUAGGGCAUAUUGUGCCAUACAGUUAACAAUUUACCAAUUUAUGUGUAUGUGUCUUGGCACUGAUAUAAAAAGCUCACAAAAUUAUCUUUGAUAUUUCCAGGUGGCCCAGUUAUAAUGCAAGUUCCAGGGAAUAUGACUGUUUUGGAAGGCCAGAGGGUUCUCCUUCCUUGUGCUACAGAGGGGUUUCCGAACCCAAUAUUCUACACAUGGUAUAAAGAUAACAUAGACAUAAGAACAACAGAAAGUUUUACAGCUCAACGUAUAGUGUAAGUGUAAUGAAACUAAUGUUCUAGCAUGGCAUAUAAAAUAAUAAAUACUUUAGAUGGUUAACAUUAUUAUUUUAACCACCAUGGCGUUUUAAAACUUGUUAAAAUACUUCUGAAAAUAUUUCACAGCAAUGAAUUUCAGCAUUUUAUAUAUAGGUAAUAUCUUUUUGAAAUUUUAUUAAUUUUAAGGAAAUUGAGUUUAAGUUAAAUAUUCAUUAUGAUCAAAAUUAUUUUUAAAAAAUUUCAGUAUUCAAGAUGAUGGUAGUCUGCUCAUCAAGCCUGCCGUCAAAGGGGACAGAGGGUGGUACACUUGUAAGCCAAGUAAUACUCUUGGUCAUGAUGAGGCCUCAGCUUACCUCAAUGUUGUCUGUGAGUACCAGUUAGCCAUUUACUGGCUCCUUUCAGGUUGAUUUAACAUGGAAUUAUAAGCGGGGCCAGCCGAAGGUUUUGAGACUGUGUUUGCUCCAGCUGUACCACCACUCAAACUAUUCAAUUCUGAAAUCCAGGAUGACUGUUACCAAGCCUCCCGGAAUAGUGUGCCGAGUUGCAUGGCUCUUUCUCCACAUGGUGUUAUCCAUGUUUUUGUGAAAUCCUCAUGAAAUUUUUCCUUAAACAUGUUGAAGCUGCAACCAAGACUCUAGAAAUGCACCAAUAGGGCUUUUCCAGAACAUUCAUUAGGUCAAACAUCAAUUUUUCUAAAUGGCAUGCACACUCCCAAGCCAGCUCAUAAUGGGUUGGAGAUGACAAAAAUUCUUAGUGAAAAAUAACCAGCAGUGCGCCAGAAAGGGUCGUGACAAGGACUGUUUUCAAAUCAUCCAGAAUCUCUGCCAUAUGAUUGGAAUCACUUAUGGAGUCUUCCAAAUGAUCCUUGUAGAAAACCUGAAGGCGGAUCAUGUUGCUGCAAAGUUUAAAAAAAUAAUUUUUUUUAUGCUCUCGCUAAGGGGAUGAGAAGCAGCAGUGGCUUUUUGUGUACAUUGAGUCUUGUAGGAGAACGAAUACUUGUUGCUUACCAUAAGGAUCAUAAGGGAUCUACAUCGAAGUAACUGGUGUGAUCUAGACACAAAACAGUAGUCCCAAACUGAAACAUGUAAUCACUGGGGGGGGGGGGGGGAUAUUUGAGGCAUGGAAGAGGUGAUGAGAUUGCUUUAUAUGUUUACAAAGGGGACCAUUUGCAAUGUCAUGGCAGUCGACUAGACUGAAGACAAGCCUUUUCAUUUUUUUUAGCCUUAAUAUUGAAACUUUCUGUUACCACCUUCCAUGUUUAAACCCCUCCCCCCACCCCCCUUUUUUUCCAGUAAGGCUAACAGUUUUGUGUGUGUUUUUAAAUAGGUUGGAUUAAACAUCAACAUCUGAUAAGAGGUUAUGUACCUAAAACCUACUUCGGUCAUAAAGCUUGACAUGCUCAAAUUUAAUGAUGAUUAACAAAAUAGAAUCAAAAUGAAUAACUCUACUAAAAUAUUGUACAAAUAUUUCCUUGGCACCACAACCAGUGAUAUUUAAGAUUUGUUUCCCUUACUUAUUAUUAGCCCUUUCAUUUUUAUGACAUUUAAAAAAAAAAGAUAACUGACACUGAUAGUUGAUAUAUCUCUUUAAUAUAUGAUUAAUUUUUUAGGUAAAUUCAAUUAUUUCAAUAUUGUGUAAUAAUAUAAAACCGAAUUGGAACUUCUUUCAUGUUUUCUAUUUGUUUCUAGAAUAUAAAAAUAGUUAAAAUACAGUAUGUGUAUUAUCUAUACUAACAUAUAUUGUGUACAUUAUUGUGUACAUCUUCCAAUUAAGCCAGGCAUACCAACUUGUAAGCAUUCUUCUUCUCUUAGAUAAACCAGAAGUUCUAAAAAUGCCAUCACAGAUCACAUGGGCCAAAACAUAUCUUCAGCAAAUAGACUGCCCAGUUGACUCAAACCCACCUCUCAGUGGCGUCACCUGGAUAAAGGACAUGACAAUGCUGACAACAGAUUCAGGUCGCUACGACCUUUUGAAAAAUGGCACCCUUCUGGUAAGUUAUUUCAACUUGAACUUCUAGCUGUUUGAACUUCAGCUAAUUUUUGUGUGUGUCGUUGAAAUUAAUCACAUUAACUAAAUUUAAUCUAAAUGGGUUUUUUUUUUUACAAUUGAAAAUACAAAUAAUACUAAAUGAGUAAAAUGCUAAAAGAUUUAUUUUAAAAAAUAUAUAAGCAUUUUAUCUAAUUUUUUUUAAAGCACUCUCAAGGGAAUUCAAAUUUAUUUUAAAAUUUUAAUUCGAAUGGGUUUCUUUUUAAAUAUAUACAUAUAUAUAUAUAUAUAUAUAUAUAUAUAUAUAUAUAUAUAUAUAUUUANAUGUAAUUAAUAUUUAUGAUCUCUGAAUGUAAUUAAUAUUUAUGAUCUCUGAAUGUAAUUAAUAUUUAUGAUCUCUGAAUGUAAUUAAUAUUUAUGAUCUCUGAAUGUAAUUAAUAUUUAUGAUCUCUGAAUGUAAUUAAUAUUUAUGAUCUCUGAAUGUAAUUAAUAUUUAUGAUCUCUGAAUGUAAUUAAUAUUUAUGAUCUCUGAAUGUAAUUAAUAUUUAUGAUCUCUGAAUGUAAUUAAUAUUUAUGAUCUCUGAAUAUAAUUAAUAUUUAUGAUCUCUGAAUGUAAUUAAUAUUUAUGAUCUCUGAAUAUAAUUAAUAUUUAUGAUCUCUGAAUAUUAACAGUUUUAAAACUUAUUGGUAUUCAGACCUGUUUACCCUCCAACUCUUAAAUUAGUACAAUAUCAUCACAAAAUCCUUCAAUACAUUAUCUUAAUAGUAAAAAAUAGUCAUACAGAAUAUAUUAUUUAUACACCUCAAAACCGUACAUUGUAUGCCAAAAUCGUAAGAGUAAACAGGUCUGGGUAUUUAAUAACUUGUGGUGAAUUCAAAGGACAAUUUUUUUGUUCAAUUCAGUCUUUCUGUCUCUUGCUUCCAGGUAGCUGAUGUUGAAGAUAGUGAUGCCGGCAGUUACAGAUGUAUACCCACCAACACCUUGGGUCAAGGUCUUAGCUCUCCACGUGUCCAGGUCAUCGUCCGAGGUGAGUGGUUUGAAAAUGUUUUCACUCAGUUCUUGCAACACUAGUUUCUUCAAAGGGAGCGCAUCCAUGGCAAUAAUUCAAGGAAGAAUUUAUCAGGCCUGGACAAUAAAUUUUACUGUUCACAGACCAACUACAAACAUACUAAAAGUUUCUUUAGAAAUAAGGGCUUUAAAAAAAAAAUUUUAACAUUGUCUUCCUGAAUUUCCUAAUAGAUUAAUUAUGAACAAUUUGAAAACAUUUUAUUUCUUCAGUAAUGAAAUGGUUUUAUAAAAGUUAUCUUUGAUAAAUUUUAAAAAUAUUUUCUUUUUGGGUGUUAAAUCAGGACUUAAUUACAUCAAAGGAUCACAAAACUUUUUUUUUAAUGCUAUCUAUCUUUUAUAAAGGAAAACCUUCAUCAUCUCAGCAGCAUGGUUAGAUUCAAUCAGUAGAUCUGCAUGUCUGCAUUUUCAUCUCUCUUUAGUAUCUUUUUUUUUUUUUUUUUUCCUGUUUACAUUCUUAUUUUGUAAAGAAAUUUCGUUAAAAUCUGAACAAGUGAUAAGGUAACACCAUGAAGUCCCAACAAAACCUCGGUGAGCAUCCUAUUUUUUUUGUUUUUAUAAAUCAUUUUUUUUUUUUUUUUUUUUUUUUUUUUUUUUUUUUUUUUUUUUUUGCCUGUUUACAUUCUUAUGUAGUAAAGAAAUUUCGUUAAAAUCUGAACAAGUGAUAAGGUAGCACCAUGAAGUCCCAAUGAAACCUCGGUGAUCAUCAUAUUUUUUUUGUGUUGAUAAAUCAUGCACUCAAUGUUGUCCCUUUUCUCCAUCAUGAAUCGUGCCAGUAGCUUUGUCUAAACCUCUCUGAGUCAUGAUGUGUGCAUUUUUUAAAUAUAUAUAUAUAUUAAAUAUUUCCCUUUCUUAAAAUGAGGUUGUUUUUUUUUUAACUGAAUGGAUCACUUCUCUAUUGUACAAAGUCUUUUUUUCCCCGCCUUGGGAAAGAAGCAUCUGUGAAGCACAGCAUCCAUGUUUGCACACCGUCUUUUUAGAAUUCUGAGUGCUUUAAUGUGUUUUCAAGUUCCCAUCGGACUCAAGCUUUGCUCUAUGUUGAUAGACUAUAUAUUUUUUUUGUGUGGUAAUAAUGUCUCUUUUCACCAGAAGUCAAAGAGAUUUUAUCUGAAGACCUUUAGGCCAUAAGCAUCAGUUUGAAACCACCCAUCUGGUUGUAGUCAAUGGGUGGUUUCAAACACGUGGGCUAGUUAAAAUAAGCCACUUUCCCCUUUUCACAGGGCUGCGCAAAGAGUUUAUUUUUUUUUAGUGUUUGUGUCUUGGUUUUAAGUUUGAGAUCUGGUAAUAACACACGAGGGUAGUCAAAAGCCAAAAUAUUUGAGCCAUUAAAAAAAAAAUGCAUUUGCUCACCAUUAUGUAACCAGCAGGGCUCUGUGGCUAUUUGAUGUUUCUUUCAAUUAUAUGCCAUAUGAAUUUUCUUCUAUUACCUGCUUGCUUUACCUGGGCUCAGACAAACCAGGUGAGAAUAUAUUUGUUCUUAAAUUGUCAUACAGCUUAAUUUUUUUUACCUGUCUUUUUUUUAUUUUUUUAUUUUUAUUUUUUAAUAUAUUUCUUUACCUUUAUAUGAAUUACAUUUUGAUCAGCAUAUUUUACCUCUUAGGUGGGGGCUUUAAUAGAAAUAUCAGUUUUGUUGUAGUUACACUCAGGUGUCAUAGACUUUGUUAAAUAUUCAUAAUACGUGUUAAAUAUUCAUAAUACGUGUUAUAGAGUUUUGGUGUCCCUUCUUCCUUGUAAAAAUCAGUUUUAGUGUUAUGGUAUGAAUGAUGAUAUUUAUACUGAUGACAAACUUAGAGUGCGCUGACUCUGGGAUGCUAGAUUGUUCUGGUCACGUGUGCCCAGCUGAAAAUGUAUGUUGGUGAAUGAGAAAGAAAGCUCAGCAUUUUUUUUUUUUACACCAAAGGACAUCAUUUUAAAUUUUUUUUUGCACCAGUGCCAUGUCAAAUUCCUUAACACAUUCCUCUUCUGUUAAAUGGCAGUUUUCAAAUACCAGAAAUGUGUGUAUUUUAAGUAUUUUAACUAAAAAAAAAAACCUACUUCAUUGAAUCUGUGAAAUUAGUUGAUAAUAAUGUUUUAUCCACUGAUGACAUGAAGAACGGAGGGUUGUUUAAUCUAUUUGAAUGUGUCUAUCAAUUCAUCGUUGUUAGUUAAAUGUUUGAGAGCUUGUUUGAUAGAGAAGGGACAGCCGAUGGGCUGUGUAGAAUGAAAUAAAUUUUUCACCCCAUGCAUGAGCUGAUGGUUAAGAUGAUCAGAUCAACUUUUCUACCGUCUGUCCAGACCCCCCUCAGAUAACAGUGAGUCCCCAGACUCUGUACAUCAGGAAUGUGGGAGACUCUGUGCAGAUGAGAUGUGAGGCCACGGGCACACCAGCUGUUUCAUUGCAGUGGAUUAAGGUUUGUGGAUGCAAACUUUUGUACCCUACAAAAAAAAUUUCAGUUUUUUAAAAAGUUUUUGGAAGUCAGAAAUAUUGGGAAAAUGGUAAAUUCGAGAAGCAAAUAAUUUAUGUUUUCCAAAAUUUAUAAAUAACUAUCAUAUCAUAUCAUGAGAUCGCAUACCUGUCACUGAUAGUACAGAAUUAUAGCUCACAAAUAACACUAUUUUAUCAUUGGUGGCUGUCGAAUCACCUCACAGGUUGGUAGCAGGCUGGAGGGUGACGAAAGGGUCACCUUAAACGAUAAGUUUUUGGAAAUAAAAAAUCUCACCAAAGACGACCACGGGAAAUAUGAAUGUAAAGCCAUCAACCAGAUUGCCACCGUCGUCAGUGUGACAGAGCUGCGCAUAGACAGUAAGUGCUGUGUGCAUAGACAGUAAGUGCUGUGUGCAUAGACAGUAAGUGCUGUGUGCAUAGACAGUAAGUGCUGUGUGCAUAGACAGUAAGUGCUGUGUGCAUAGACAGUAAGUGCUGUGUGCAUAGACAGUAAGUGCUGUGUGCAUUGACUUUUUGGGAUACACACUCUUUUUUUUUUUUUUUCAGUGUGUCAGUGUUGUGUGUUGACUGGUGGUGUGUCAGUGCUGUGUGUUGGCUGGUGGCAUGACAGCUCUGUGUGUUGGUUGGGGGCAUGUCAGUGCUGUGUGUUGGCUGGUGGCGUGUCAGUGCUGUGUAUUGGCUGGUGGCAUGUCAGUGCUGUGUGUUGGCUGGUGGCAUUUCUGUGCUGCAUGUUGGUUGUUGUUUUGUCAGCGCUAUUUGUUGGUUGUUGUUUUGUCAGUGCUGUGUGUUGGUUGUUGUUAGGUCAGUGCUAUUUGUUGGUUGUCAGUGUGUCAGUGCUGUGUGUUGGCUGGUGGCAUGUUAGCGCUGUGUGUUGGUUGUUGUUUUGUCAGUGCUGUGUGUUGGCUGGUGGCAUGUCAGUGAUGUGUGCUGGUUGUUAUGUCAGUGCUAUUUGUUUGUUGUCAGUGUGUCAGGGCUGUGUGUUGGCUGUUGGCAUGUUAGCGCUGUGUGUUGGUUUUUGUUUUGUCAGUGCUGUGUGUUGGCUGGUGGCAUGUCAGUGAUGUGUGCUGGUUGUUGUUAGGUCAGCGCUAUUUGUUGGUUGCCAGUGUUUUGUCAGUGUUGGCUGUUUAUCAGUGCUGUGUGCUUGUUGUUGUUUUGUCAAAGCUAUUUGUUUGUUGUCAUUGUGUCAUUCUUUGUGUUGGCUGUUGGAUAGAAAUGUAUUUGUUGCCAAUGUAUUCCAAGUCAACAGACUGAUGUAAUGUCAUCCUGUUUGUUCACAGAUACAACCCCACAUGCACCUUACAAUGUAACAGUGACAGCUGGAGUUUUCAAUGUCACUGUGUCCUGGGAGCCAGCCUAUGAUGGGGGCACUCCACAGUAUUAUUUUUUAUGGUAGGAAGAUUUGCACUGUCCCAAUUUUAGAUAGGCAGUGGGCCACAGGUUAAAUGGUUCCCUUUGAAAGAAUUAUUAUUAGUUAUAUUUAGGUAUAUUUUCAUUGUAACAAUGUUAGAUACACAGUGGGCCACAGGUUGAAUGGUCCCUUUGAAAGAAUUAUUGGUUAUUAUUAGGUAUAUUUUCAUUGUAACAAUAUUAGAUACACAGUGGGCCACAGGUUAAUUUCACUUUGACAGUAACAUGUUGGUCACAAGGCUUCCUGAGUAAUGUUUUUGCUUCACUUGACCAAAACUAAAUGCAAUCUGCUGAUAAUUUUAUCUGCUAUUUAAGGAUUAUACUUAGAAUAUCUACGUUAAUACUUAAGUGUGAUUAGCAAGAAAAUCUACUUCUUAAAAAAUAUUGUAUCUGAAGUAUUCAGUGUACUGUAAAUUUAUCUAUGGUAGAGGAUCAGCUGCAUAAUACGUAUAAGUAGCCAUGCUUAGAUUUAUAGAUAUAUAUAGACCUAUAUCUGGACACAUAUAUAGACCACUAUCUACACACAUGUAAACUGUUAUCAUUAGGUACAUAUAUAAACCUAUAUCUAGACCUAUAUAAAUCGUAAAAGAUAGGUACAUGUGUAGACCUAUAAAGAUACAUGUACUAAUAUGGGAUCAAUGACAAUCUUAAUGUUUGUUUAUCACACUUGUUAAUAUGUUGUCAAUUUCACUAGCGUAAUUUUCUUUUAAAUUUUGCAACCUCUUUAAUAACAAAUAUAAAAGAUCAACUUUUUCAGUUGAGUUUGAAAAUUCUACUUGCAGUGGAAAAUUUAUAAUCUGGGCUCCAUUAGUUACAUUCUGUUGACAAAAAGAUUUUUCCCUAUUCACCAUUCUCACCUCCUGUCAGCUAUGGCCCUGAACUUUUAAACAUUUCUUUUUAAAUCUGAAAAAAAACACAAAAAAACUUUGUUUAUUUAGUCACUCAGAUCCACAUGUUUAUUUAGUCACUCAGAUCCACUUGUUUAUUCAGUCACUCAGAUCCACCUGUUUAUUCAGUCACUCAGAUCCACAUGUUUAUUCAGUCACUCAGAUCCAUCUGUUUAUUCAGUCACUCAGAUCCACAUGUUUAUUCAGUCACUCAGAUCCACAUGUUUAUUCAGUCACUCAGAUCCACAAUUUACCAAGCUCUAGUCAAUAAAUAAAAUGCUUUUAAACUUGUUACCUGAAUUUUUUCACACAGUUUUCAGGGGUGUCUUGCAUCAUACUUUUCUAUAAAUACACAAACUCCUAUGUCUUCCUUAAAAAAACAACCAAAUAUCGGCAGACUGCCUAACGUAACAUUAUGAACUAGCCACAGAGGGAUGGCUGUGUUAAAAUCAGUAGGAUUGUGAACCAUAUGUCUUGUUUCUGACAUAUUUUGUAACUCUCAUAACAACCUGGGAAAGAAGAAGAAUGCAAAAUAGCUUUUUUCCAAGCUUCGAAAUUCAUUUUCACCUUUAGGCAAGAAAUGGUAUACAUUCUGGAAUGGCCAGAUCAAUCCUAGUCAGUCAGCUUAUAAAAAUUCUGAUUUAACCAUAGUAGAUGCACCAGCAUAUGGCUCUGUCAUUGUAUAGUUUAGUCUUUCCCCAACCUUUUCCAUUGACUGCACCACCUAGGAGUUGUUUUGACAAGCCUCACACCCUAAUCAAAGCAAGAGAGGUUUUUGAAAUUCGGAGAAUAAAAUGGACUACAAACCUUUUUUUUUUUUUGUAAAUUGAAUUUCAAAGAGAACUGUAAACCUAAGAAAAUAAACUUGUGAUUUAUCACAUAAAGUAGAAUAUAAAUUUGGAAAUUAAGAAGUGUAUGGACAUUUAUAACACUUUAUAUCACAACUUUAAAGUCAAUGGCUCCUCUGUUAUUUUAAUACUUUUCCUUGCAGCAAAUGAUCAUGGCAUUUCGCUCUUCACUUUGGGAAAACUCUUAUACAGUUUAGUGUAAAAGGAAGGCAGAAAUAGGUCAAACCAUUUAAUAGAAAACAAAAAAAUCUGAUGUUUAAUUGUGCAGCCAGGAACACUUAAAUUUAGUAAUGAAAUCAGCACACAAACACAUUUGUUUUAUAAUUCUUUUUGCAUGUAAAUUUUUUAUCAUGCCAUUUAACUGUCUGUUCACACUGUUCAAAAGCUAUUCCUUGAUGACUUUCAGGUUCCGUCCAGUUAUAGAUUCUCAAUGGAUCACCAUGGAAGUGCCUGGGAAGUCUGCAACGUUCUUUAACCUUUAUAGCCUUCAGCCCGACACAGAAUAUGAGUUUAAAAUUUUAUCCCGAAAUGCUUUAGGAGAUGGAUCCUACAGCUCUGUUGUGAGGCAGCGCACACUGGGUAAAUUUUUUCUACGAGCCGCUGCCCUUUUUUAGUUGGCGGCCCCACAGCCUUUUAAUUCAGAGAGUUCAUUUUACAAUUGUUUUUUUUUUUCUUCUUUUUCUUACUAACCCAUUGUAACCAGGAUUGCAGCAAGAUCCAAUACUAAAGAGUUCUAACCUCUUACUGUCAUGUUGGUGUCUAAAUUCAGUAAGAAUUCAGUGCUUACAAAUGUUGUCAAAAGGAUGUGACAGCAUUGACUUAGGCCUGUUUGGUGCAAAUAUUAAACAUAUUUCUAUAACAAGAUUGACUUUCAAACAUAAAAAAGUAAAUAACCAGCUCAAUUUUUGCCGGGGCUGGGUGAAACAAAUUUUUUAAAAGAUGUAAUUCAAUGGUUUCCUCAAUCAUUGGCCUUAGACAACAGUAAACGUUUUAGUUUUAAGAUCAGGAUCUCCCCCUUAUUUUUUGUGUAGUUCAAUAUCUUAUGGCUGAGGGUUACUGUGAAAAGUCAGCUGAUUCCCUCAGCUGUAACGUGACUCAAAACAAUUUGAACCCACGAACUGUCAAAUAAGGUCUGUGCUGUGUUGUCACUAUUUUUGAUUGGUGUAACUUUGAUGUGUAUCACUUAAAUGCCUAAAAGUAAUAGGCUUUGUCAUUUCUCAGACCGGAAAACGUCACAGCUUAUCUAGAGUUACUGUUACAUAUGCGGUUCACUCAAUGGAGUCUCAUUUCACAAAAUAGACGUAAAAAAUAAAUGUGUAAAAUAUUUCGUAAAAUAUAGUUUUAAACAAGUUUCAGGGACACUUCGCUAAAAUAGUAAUACUGAACAGUGUUGGCAUUUUGUCCGGCACGAGUACCCGGAUGAUUACAGCAGUUAUAAUAAUAGAUUUCCGCCAUUAAAUGACAAGCGCUAUAGAAAAUGAAUCCAUGGACCUUUGUAAAGUGUAGAUAUUCUGAGAGUAUAAUUUGAAAAAGGAAUCACAUGGUGUGAAUUUAAGACUUUUUUGAUCUUAUGUGACAGAUUAGAUUAGAGAAAGUUAUUUGGGUUUAUAGAAAUUUUUUUUUUUUAAUUAAAAAAAUAUUCAUUGAUACCUUACAUAUUUCUGCAGCUAAUUUUUAAUGCCUAUUAAAUUCAUUAGAACCCUUUUUUCCAUUACUUCCACUAUUGUAACCUAAACUGCAAGCGAUGCAAGAUCCACUAUUGUAAUUAUCACUACCAUGAAAAAUGACAAAUGAAAAAUCAUUUUCAUAAGGAAACAAUUCAAAUAAAUUAGUCUUUUUUAUUUUUGCUGGGCCAACAUCCGAGUCCUGCAAGUUAGUUUUUACACACAAAUAAUCAGAUAGGAAAAUUUCAGCUCGAUUCAAAAUUUAAAAACAAAGUAUGAAAACAUUUCGCUUAGUGUUCUACAAGUAGGAAGUAAUACUAAUUUGUUAGAGUUAUCCCCCUUUUGAAAAAAACCUGUAAAACUUAUGAUUCACAAUUGAAUUUUUUUGUAGUAGAGUCACAUUAUGUGGGCCGUAAUGUAACAACAGAAGCAGCCAUUAAGGAUUGGUGAUUUGGCUGCUUUGACAGUUCGUGGGUCAAGGUGUCUAAAUUUUUUACAUGACCACUUCAAUGUGAUGGGAAAAUAUAGUAAAAAUAGUUUUCCAUUAUUUGCAAGGGUUCUGACUGAAAAAGAAUGGGGCUCAAAAUUACCAAAUUAGAUGUGAGUGGCUUAUUGUUUCAAAUAGCCCCCUUAAAGAAAUUACCAAUCCUAGAGAUAAAAGUAAACAAAUGUAUUGGCUUCAUCACUUGCAUCAGUAACUUUCUUGAAUCUGCAAAAGAACCUGGCAGCGCUCAAUGUUGUUAACACAAACAUCUUCAUCCUUAGAGUGCAUAGCUUCAUUGCUCUGUUGUCCUAAUUUAGACUGAUGUUAGUACUUUUAAAGCCUGCUAUUUUAACAUUUCUUCUUUUUUUUAAUUUUUUAAAAUAGAUUUGUGUCCAUCUUUGUGCACAAGUAGGGAGUUAACGGGGAAGGGGUGUUAAGUAUUGUGUCUUGCUCAGGGGCAAGCUUGAUCGCUUUGGGUAAAUCUGUAUCAGUUUUCAAAAAUAACAAAAGGGGAAGACAAUAAACAUUUUUUUUUAAUUUAUCAAACAAUCUGGGAAAUUAAUAUUAUUUCCAAACAUUUUUUUGUAAUUAAAAAAAAAUCACUAGAAUUAUUAUUAUUUUUAAAAAUUUAAAACAGUUUAAAAAAUUUUCUAUAUGCCCACUGCAUGACCAAAACAAAUAUGGGAGUUUUUCCCCCCUUAUUUUUUUGUAGUUCUUUCUAGAUUACAAAUUUUACAGCACAAUUACUGUCACAAUAUUCAACUAUUUAGCCUUUUUGAAGUUAAGCUUUGUUUUCCUUUCAACUUUCUAAUCACUGAUGUAAAAUUGUUUAAUAACCAUUGUUUAACUAACCCCAACAUAUGUAUUAUAACAAUUUUUUUAACCAAAAAUUAUAAAAAAACAUUUUCUCCAUCUUAACACUAUUCAGCACCAUGAUAUUUUUAAGCUGGAAGAGAAAAAUCUUGAUACCGUUUUAUUGUUCUUUCAAUCUGAAUGGUGUAGGAUGUAUUUCUUCUUACAAAUUGCUGUCUUCUUUAUUCACAUGUGUUGUAUGUUCUCACAAAACUUUUUUUCCAUAUCUUCACCACUAUUUGAUUGUAUUACAACUGCAGCUCAGUACUCAGAACCAAGCAGCGCAAGCAAGCGUGAAACCACUCCUCCGCUUAUGGGUACAAUUUGCAUUUAGACCACCUGCCCACAACCAAACCUUUUUUUUUUUUUUUUUUUUUUUUUUUUUUUUUUUUUUUUUUUUAAAAAACCCCCAGAAAGGUUUCAUUUCCUUUUUUUUUUUUUUUUUUUUUUGUUUCUUUUUUUUUCUUUUUUUUUUUUUUUUUAUUUUUUUUUUUUUUUUUUUUUUAUAUAAAAAACCCCCAGAAAGGUUUCAUUUCCCUUUUCUUUUUCUCUUUCAUUUGCUACUAUGUUUAACAGUAUUAUUUUGUUUAUAAUUUUGUUCAACUACUAGGCAUAUUCAAAUAUUUUAUUUAAAAUUGUGCCUUUGACUGCCCAAUAAAUAUUGACAUUUUUAGAAAAAAUUAGUUAUCUUUAAAAUGUAAGGUUUAUCUUAUUUUAAAAUGUGUUUAAUUCGCAAAGUAAAAACCAAAACUGAACCAACAAAUCAUUUCCUUGUGCAUGAGUUAAAAAUAAAUAAUGUUUAAUCAUUACUUUUUGUAAAGUAAAUUUUUCGAUUAAAGAAUUUUUUAAAGUUAAAAAAAAAAAAAAUUAAAGUAAAUUUAUUCACCUAAUGAGCUCUAUUUAUGGCAGUUAAUUGAAUGAGCUUUUUGAUUGUGUUUUUAACUAUUUUCAAUUCUUCAGAAUCUAAAUUUAUGUUAUUCUCCUCAUUUGUAUGAGCUUUGUACCUUCUGUUCAAUCAGCUUGCGAUUUUUUUCUCUGUGUUGUCCACUUGGUUUGGGAUGGCCUAUUUGGUUUUUGUUCCUCUUUGUCCCCCCUCCCCACUUUUUUCCCAUUACUGCAUGUGAGUUUAAUGUUUCAAAGAUCUGUGUCCUGUUAUUUGUUCUCUCAUUUUCCAACACUUGAUAUUUUUGAUGUUCUUUUGUCUUUCAUUCAACAAACCAUUUUCUUUGCAUGUCCCAAUUUAUUUGUAUCACUUUGUUUUUUUAAAAAAAAAAAGCUUUGUUUUGACAUCAGAAUGGAAAGGCUUGAAGAAAUCCACUGAGAUGAAAUCCAUUUAGAAUUAAUCCAGUCCAUUCAUGAGAAAUCCUUUAAUAAUAGAUCUUUUUAGAGGAAAUCCAUUUAGAUUAAAUCCAUUUAAAUUAAAUCCAUUUUAGGAGAAGUUGAUUUAGAAGAAAUCCAUUUAAGAGAAAUUCAUUCAGGAGAAGUCUUUAAAAAAAUUGAAGUUAACUCACAAGCACUGUUUACAAUUGGAAAAUUAUGGUAGGAAAAUAUGUUUAUAAAUUGGCGUUGAACAUUUUUUUAAACCAAAUCCUAGAUAAGUUUGUGGUCCCUUGACCUGGACUCAAAUAGUUUUAAAGCAAUACUGUACCCAUGCAUAAAUGUUUUAACACUAAGUCUUGUCACAAUGAUUAUUUUUUAAAAAAAAGUAAGUUAAAUUUUUGUAUUGUAGAAAGAAGUUGAAGCUUCAUAAAUGCUAAUGCUCAAGUUGUUUUUAUGUAAGAAUUUCACAUGUGCACUGUUUGUUUGAAAACUACAUUAACUCUAUGCUUGUCUUUGCAUGAUUUUUUAAUAAUUUUUUUUUAAAAAAUCUGUUGUGACCAUCAUGAUUAACUCCAUAUAAACGACUCCCUUAAAUAUUCUCAUUCAGUUUGAACUUGUUGUUGUAAGAGAGUCACUGCACAUUUUUGAUCAAUGGAAUAACACCCUGAUUUUUAAUUAUAUGCAAACUGUAAAAAAUACCAUUAGUUAUUUAUUAAUUAAGUUAGAGUUAGAUAUGAAUAAAUGCCUUACUUUGGUAUUGGUAUGCUCACUUAAGAAAAUAUUCUUUAACAAAAUAUGGCUUAUGCAGCAUUGAUGGAUUGGUUUUUCUACUCAACUAAUUUUCCCAGCCAUUCAAGGCUGCUUUAAAUGAGUGCUACCAAACAUUUUAUCUCCCCUUGCAAGGCAUUAAUUCAGCUUCUGAUUUUUUUGUAUUUUUAAAAAACAAACACACUAUGAGAUAUAGACACAAUAUGAGACAUAGACACACCAUGAGAUAUAGACACACCAUGAGAUAUAGACACAAUAUGAGACAUAGACACACCAUGAGAUAUAGACACACCAUGAGAUAGACACACCAUGAGACAUAGACACACCAUAAGAUAUAGACACACCAUGAGAUAGACACCAUGAGAUAUAGACACACUAUGAGAUAUAGACACAAUAUGAGAUAUAGACACACCAUGAGAUAUAGACACACCAUGAGAUAUAGACACACCAUGAGAUAUAGACACAAUAUGAGAUAUAGACACACCAUGAGAUAUAGACACACCAUGAGAUAUAGACACACCAUGAGAUAUAGACACACCAUGAGAUAUAGACACACCAUGAGACAUAGACACACCAUGAGACACAGACACACCAUGAGACAUAGACACACCAUGAGACAUAGACACACCAUGAGAUAGACACACCAUGAGAUAGACACACCAUGAGAUAGACACACCAUCAGACAUAGACACACCAUCAGACAUAGACACUCCAUGAGAUAUAGACAUUGUAUUAAACAUUCAUUUGCUCAAGGUAUUAAAAGGAACAACCAGCAAGUUCAAGAUAAGUUUGCUCUUCUCACAUCAAAAAUUUUUUUUCUCUAUGUCACAAUGUCACUAACCACACCAGAUGGCUCUGAUUUCACUCAAUAAAGUUACCAAUAACUGCGCUAAAUGAGAUUCUUAGAAAUGCAGCAUGUGUGUUUGGUGCCUAAUAUUUUAUUUGUUUUAAGGGGCGAUAGUGGGUGCAAUACAUCUGCAGUGUUGGUGGUGGGGGGGGGACAUUAGAACAUGAAUAUAGUUCAGGGGUGGUGGCCUAUCUGGGGAGGGGGGGACGGUGGUGGGGGGGGGGACAUUAGAACAUGAAUAUAGUUCAGGGGUGGUGGCCUAUCUGGGGAGGGGGGGGGGUUCAAUAACUGGGAAUUUUAUAAAGUGCAUUAAUUAAAUACACGCUUUGUCAAGUAACGUUAGUUGAUGGGAAGUUCAUGCAUUGCGGCCGCCAUUGUUUGGCAGGCUACAUCUGAUACUGAUAUCAAUGUUUUAUGUUAAUGUAUAAUUAGAAUUAUGAUGCAUCUUAAUAAUCUUCCUUCAAAUCUUUAUCUUAAAUCUCAGCAUAAGCUUUAUAUGAUAAUGAAUGCACUAGGCUAACAUUAAGUAACUGCACUGACAUUAAUGUUCUUUCUUGUGUGUGAAAAUCCCAUGCCGUCACAGGUGUCAGCUAAGUUUUUAAAGGAUGGACACGUAACAACUGUUUUUUUCUUGCAACGGUCAUUCAAAUAUUUCACACCUGCUGUAGCAAAGAUGGUGCUCAAGUUCAUUUUGUUAAAGCUAAAGGUUUACGCUGAUGAUAUCAAUGCUCUAGUGAUUGUACGGAUCAGCAAGAAAAAAAAAAUCACUUGGUAUUUUUCUCCCUUUGUAUCAUAAACUGUGUAACUCAUUUGUGGCAUUGACUCUCGAUGUGAGUAACUGACUCGAUGUAAUCAUAAAACCCUUAAAAUAUACUUCCUGCCUAACAGUUCCGAAGAAAAUAAAAGAGUUACACAGUUGAACCUUUGCGCCCCCCCUUAACCCCCCAUUUUUUACUCUGUUUUUAUGUAUUAUAUAGGCAGGUCUCAUUGUUUCUAUUGACAGGUUUCAACCCUAAUGAUGUAAUGAGGCUCCCAGUCAAUGGCAGUGGGCUCACAUACUUUCCAGAAAUCACCAAAAAUAUUGGUAAAUCUCUUUAUUUUAGAAUUUUUUAUUUAAACAUUUCCUUUGAUAGGGGCCAUCCACAUAUUACUUAUGAACUUAUGCACACACACACACACACAAAAGUAAACAUUCUUCAUGCAGUACAUUUCUGGACACCGCCCCCUUGUUAUGUACAAAGUAGAAUUGAAAAAGCCUAUAAACCACUGAAACCAAGUAAUACCUUCACAAAUAUCAUCACAUGCCUGGAAACUACAAACCAAAGGCCAACUGUAGACUUGAAUUUAUCAUCAUGCUAAAAUUACUAUUACUAUUGUGAUAUACAGUGAGUUGAUCAAAGAAAAAAUAUGAGGAUACUUACUAAAAAUAAUAGCCAUGAUGUUUCAAUAGCAUUUGAAAAUAAUUCAAAAUCUUGGAUUUCACAGAUUUUUAGAUGACAUAUGUGUUAAAGAUAUAAAUAGAUUAUUUAUUGAUUUUCAGAAUUUCUGGGUAUUUAUUCGAAAUUGAGACAUACCAGUAACAAAAAUCUCCUAAAUCAACAAACACCCUCUCCUCUCCCCCCUUUGCAUGCGUAAAUAUAUUGAUGGCAUCUUUUGGCAUUGCAUAGUUGGCCUGUUUUCAACAUCUUUCCAAAAUGUCCCCGGCCUUUAUUUAACCCAGAGAAAUGAGCGCAGCCUUGUAGUUUGAUACAUUUCAGUCUUUCAAAAUUGACUAUUGAUGGAUUGUGGAAUUUUAAAAAGAUUAAAGAAAACAACACAAUCUUAAUCUGAUACACAUCACUUGUAUUUACGUGCAAAUUGUCUAUUCCUUCAAGCAGCUACUGUAAUUUUUUUGCACUUGUCACAAAAUGCAUGUGUGACCAUAUCCUGGUGAAAUCCCAAAAUGUCUCUUAGAAUUCCUACUAGAAAGCUGAGAUUUGGCACCCAGGUUGGCGUCCUCGACCCUAUAUUUCAUCAGUUAGAGAUUCCCUGAAUUUAAAAAAAAAAAGAGUUCAUCUGACAAAAAAUGUUUUGAUGAAAGUUGUCCUGAAAAAAUAGUUUUUGUGUGUGUGUGCCAGUGCUAGUGUUGUUUUGUGUUAGUGUUGCUUUCCAAUUGUUUGACAAAGGGGUAAUAAAGGAGAGGGGCUGCGUGUUCAAGCCGUGUGAAGUAAAUAAAUAAUGGAACAAGACAUGUUUAGCCUUGAAAAAAAAAAAAGACAGAACUAAGGAUUUAUUUUGAGUGUGUAUCUAUCAUCCAUGCAGUAGGGUCAGCUUGGAUUCUAAAAAGUAUAUUUACUGUUAGGAUUACUUUGUUAUUGAGCAAAAUUAUUAUUAUUGAUGCUAUGGACAUGGAACUUGUUGAUUAAAAAAAAAAAUACACGUUUAUAUCAAUAUCUUGAUUACUGGCAUGAAAUUUUAUGUGCAGCAAUUAGUGUGAACUGCAUUUUGAGCAUUUGAUACAAGCACUAAGGACUGCUGUUGCAGUGGACAUUCUGGUGACCAGUAUGAAACUGUAAGAUUUUGAAAAUGCUGCUGUUGAUGUGACAGGAAAUGUGACAACCAUCCAAACCCUUCCCAAGCUGUCUGAUCAACAGGCUCACCACAGAGACUAUAUUUGACAGUAAUAAGUCUCUGUGGUCAUAGUAAUGUGUGCUGUGCAUAACUCAAAUGGGCUGGAGCAUUUCGACACCCCAAAAAAAAAACCUCCAAAUAAAAUCACCCCAAUAAAUAUUGGUUAAUGUCAAAUCGCUGUAAAGCAUCAGAAACAAGUUGCUCUGUGGCAUGAAGAAAAUCAUCAGAUACAAGUUGCCUCUGUGGCAUGAAUAAAAUCAUCAGAUACAAGUUGCCUCUGUGGCAUGAAGAAAAUCAUCAGAUACAAGUUGCCUCUGUGGCAUGAAGAAAACAAACUGAAUCUACAUGAAUUGAUUUGAUCUAGAAAUUUAUGUGGGAGGUUAUGCAGAGAAUAAACUUGUUAUCAACUAUCACUUUCAUCCAUACAGGACCACUGCCUGCAUCUCCCAGCAACCUCACGGCCCAGGUCAGAAACAGGGAUAUUUUAUUGGACUGGAAAGUGCCUCUGGUGUCACCUGUACCUAUAUUCUCGUAAGUUCAUUGGACAGGGUCCUUUUUAGGCCUCAUUACAAUUUAUUUUAAAAAAAUAUAUAUGCAUAUAUUUUUUUUUAAAGAUAAUCUAUUAAUUUUUUUUUUUUAAAAAGCUAAAUGACAAUAGGUAGUGUUCAACUGCAAUAAUUUCCAUUGCAAUAAGUGUUAUAAAAUGAGUAAAUUAUUAAUUAAAUAAUUACUUGACAAAAAUAGAUAUAUAUAUAUAAAUACAGUGGGAGCUAUUCAAUUUUAUCAAAUGCAAAACUUUUUAGUUCAUUUCACAUUUUUGAAAAAGGAGAAGAAAAAAAAAAGUCCUAAUUUUCUUGAAGAUUAAAAGAAAAGGGUAAUAAGGUGAAAUGAUUUCAUGAAGAUAGGUGAAAUGAUUUCAUGAAGAUAGGUGAAAUGAUUUCAUGAAGAUAGGUGAAAUGAUUUCAUGAAGAUAGGUGAAAUGAUUUCAUGAAGAUAGGUGAAAUGAUUUCAUGAAGAUAGGUGAAAUGAUUUCAUGAAGAUAGGUGAAAUGAUUUCAUGAAGAUAGGUGAAAUGAUUUCAUGAAGAUAGGUGAAAUGAUUUCAUGAAGAUAGGUGAAAUGAUUUCAUGAAGAUAGGUGAAAUGAUUUCAUGAAGAUAGGUGAAAUGAUUUCAUGAAGAUAGGUGAAAUGAUUUCAUGAAGAUAGGUGAAAUGAUUUCAUGAAGAUAGGUGAAAUGAUUUCAUGAAGAUGUUGCAUUGGUGAAACAGCAUGUUUUCUCAUCUGACAGUUACAAGAUUGAUUACCAGCAUGAGAGCAUGGACAGGUGGGCCAUCUACCCCAACAGGAUCAUCGAUGGCAGCACCAGUCAUGCUGAGAUGAGGGAGAUGCCCAGCGGGGUGUAUGACCUGAGGCUCAGGGCGCACGGUGUCAUGGCCAUCAGUGCCCCAUCCAACACCGUCCGGGUCACCGUCUCAUCUGGUAUGUCUUUGUCCGUCACUGUUCUGCUUCUUGUUCAGCAGGUCACUUUCAUGUCAUUCUUUUAAGUUUUAACUGCGGCAGUGGGACUGUGAAUUUUGGUCUAUCAGAUUAAAGUUGUCAAAAAUUACAUAGGCUACAAGAUUUAAUGUGACAAAAAAAUUCCCUCAUGCACUUGUUUAUUGUGUCAUGUUUUUAACAUGCUUCAUCUCAGCAGUCCUGGUUUGAAUGCUUUAACACUUCAAACACAAAUGUCACAGAUUGGUAUCUCCAGCUUUUUUACCCCUUUAUUUUCCCAUGCCACUGUCACUAUCCAUAUGGCAUGACACUAAUUGAAAUUGGGGAGGGGAAUUUAUGAAUAUUUUUUUUCUUCCUGAUUACCCCAAGGGUAGAAAAUAAAACAGUUCCUUCCAGUCCACAAAUCAUUUCUUUUACAUUUCUGAAGAAGAAGUGAAUCUAAAAAGCUGAAACUAACUUUGUCAUGAAAUUGGUUUAUUUUAUUUAAAUGACAUAUCAUUUUAAUUAAGCUAGUUCAUAAAGUGGGACAUUAAUUAAAAUAAGAACACAAAUAUAAAUAGUUUUAUGAGUUUACAGUUUUAUUGUAAUCUAUACUGUAAAAACCCACCCCAAGAUGGGGGUUAAAUUUUUUACCUAGUAAAAUGCCUUCCAGUUUCCUUCAGCUUUUUGUUCAAGAUUUCUUGUGCUUACAAAGUCAGACCUGUUUACUCUUACGAUUUUGGCGUACAAUGUACGAUUUUGAGGUGUAUAGAUUGUAUAUACUGUAUGGUUUUUUUUACUAUGAAUAUAACAUAUUAAAUGACUUUGUGAUGAUAUUGUACGAUUUUAAGAGUUUGAGGGUAAACAGGUCUGCAAAGUUGACUUGGAACUGUGAAAACUGCUUUUUAAAAAAAAAUUAUUUGUCAGUUUAUAUAAAUGAUCUUAACAAAAAUAAUUGUCUCUUUAAAAACAAAAUGUCUCACUCCCCCUUGUUAUGUUCAUGCUCCAAAAGGGUUUCCUGACAUGUGCAUUAAGCCGCAACAUUAAAUCCUUUUUAUAUUACAAACAUUAAACACACUGUGUAAGCAUGCAUCAUCAUGGGGCAAAUAUGGUAAGUGAUUUCAUCAUUAACUCAUUAGGUUGAUAUACAUGCCAUGAAUGAUAUGAAACAUACAACCACCCUUACCUUCUGUAUCCACUUUACAUUACUGCCUUCAAAGGGAAGCCAAAAUCACCAGGAACUCCUGAUGCAUCCUCAUCGUCGGGUAUAGUUACCUCCCCUAACUUGAAUGGUUUUUUGCUGUAUUUUAUUUUAAUCCACUCAGAUCUAUACAAAGAACUAAACGGCUUUUUAUUUUCUUUUUUUAUAUAUAUAUAUAUAUACUUGGUUUCAUUAAUUUUUUGGUACUAAAUGUCUUCUGUGCUACCUUUGGUUCCAGUCCAAUAAUAUUCUCUCAUCAAGUGACACUAGAUGUAUUAAAGCUGGUGAAAGUUUGCAUAUAAUGAUGUGGACCAUAAUUACAUCUACCCGUCUCAUGCUUAUGGGUUAAACAAAACCUUUGGUUGGCCACUGCAACAAUUUACCUGGUAUCAUUGAGUGACUUAUUAAAAAAUACUCAACCACAUACCUGUCAACUGUAUACCUGUCAACUGUGUGUGUACCUGUCAACCCUUUCCUUUCCUCAGCUAUGACAUUGGGCCCAAAUCUCUACACUGGAUUUGCAGAAAAGGGGGGGGGGGGGGGCAAAGUGAAUAAAAAAUAUCAUCAUUUUCCCUUUCAGUUACACAGCAGUUGUUGAAAAACUCUUUUUGUUUCACGCAUACAAACUUUAUUCCUUUCCUCAGCUAUGACAUUGGGCCCAAAUCUCUACACUGGAUUUGCAGAAAAGGGGGGGGGGGGGAGCAAAGUGAAUCAAAAAUAUCAUCAUUUUCCCUUUCAGUUACACAGCAGUUGUUGAAAAACUCUUUUUGUUUCACGCAUACAAACUUUGUUCAGCACACUUAACGCCAGUUAUAACAUUUUGGCUAAAGGAGGUCCCAGAAUUUUUUCCCAAGCUUAACAUUACAUGAUUCAAUGAUUGAAGUAAGAUUUGAGUGACCAAUCGGUCCGCUUGCAUGGUUCAAACCACUGGUUCAAACCACGUGUCACAUCAACAUUGUAGGGACCUCUUAUUUCAUCUUGAGAGAUCCCGAAUGAGGAAAAUUUUCCGCACUAUUUGAAUUAUUCAGUGCGUUAUUUUUUUUAAUGCAUAUGAGGUUGACAGGAGUGCAUUUGACAGGUGUGUAUUUAACAGAUGUCCGCCUGUGUCACUAUUAAAAAAAUAACCAUUCUUCUGCUGAGCUUACUUCUAUGAUUAAUUUGAUAUUAUUAUUUUGAUAUUAUCUGUGAAUUUAUGGACCAUUGACAGUACUGGGUUGUUCCAUGGGACAAGGUGAACAAUGUGCCAAGGCUUACGGGGGCAUCUGUCAAAUCUUCUGCUUUUCACAGACAGUAUUAUGCAUAGCUAUGGGUCCAUUUGUUGCCUUUUCCCAGGGCCCCCAAAAGGCCUUAAUCGAGCCUUACUCACCAAUUGAGUUCCAGGUUUUGGUCCUGACAUGAAUUUAUUUAUUUAAUUGUUUUAAUUACAAAUCAGCCUCCUAAAAUGAUGUUUCCGUUAGUGUAAAACCUACUGCCUCAGGUGUUAUUACCAGAAUAAUUGAGGAAAGUAUUUUAUUAUCUCUUUUGUUUAAACUCAGAACCAGGCGUCAUAGGUCAACUAGGCAAAUUAUGCAUUGAUCUGUCAGGAAGGAAUAUUUAUCUGAAUCGAAAAGGCAAAGGGAGUUGUCCCUACCGUGAAAAUCAAUUUCAGCUCCUGUUUGCCUUCUUUAAUUCAAUAAAUGUAUGACUAAGUAGUCAUGUAUGUCUGUCAAAGAAUUUUGAAAAACUUCAUCUAUUUUUUAUGUCACCUCUUGCAUGCUGGUUAUAGUCCCAACAUGAGUAUCCAUAUUUUGCAUUAAUGUGCCCAUUCCCACCUCAAAUGAUCUUUAGUCACUUGUUCUAAAUCAGGGGUUCUUAACCUUUUUUUUUUCCAUGGCCCCUUUUGCUAGUAAGAUGAAGGCCACAGGCCCCUUCUUAGAAUACAGUUUUUAAAUGCAUGUAAUAAAAAUAUAAAGGAAAUGCAGAACACUUACAUCUUUUCAAGGGGCCACUGGACCACUUGUUAAGAACCCCAAUACUAUUUCUCUAAACUUUUGGAUGUCAUAGAAUGGCUUUGUUAUGUAUCAAUCAAUGCCAUGUUAAGUUGAUAUAAGACUAAAACUUAUGUAAUCCAUCAUAAAAAUACUUUAGUUUCUAUAAGCUUUUAAAAAAAAAAAUAUAUAUAUAUAAUAUAUAAAUAAAGUUAUUCCUUAAAUGUCCGACUGACUUAACUUACCCAGAGUUUAGAGACCAUGACACUGAAAGGAAGAUACCUAUACUAAUUUUUUCAGGAUCAUUAUAAUUAAUUGAUGUACUAGUUACUAGCAGGGAUCAGCUAGUUAAUCCUGAAUGAAAGGAUAACUAACACUGUGGUAAACUGAGGUUUGCAUGCUGACAUAUUUACUUAAGAAAAAAAUCAUAAAUCAACUUCCACCUACUGGAAGCUGCCUAGACACUUCUUACUGUUCAUUUAAUAGAAUAAACAUUUUCACAACAGAUAAAACUUUUAUAUGUUAAAAAAAAAGAUUAUUUUUAAUUACUGAUUCUUUUUUCUUCUUAAACUGACAGCUGUAAAGGGUUAAAUAUUACUUUUUAAUAAGAAUAUUUUUUUAAAACAACUUUGCUUUCAGUGUGGCAGAUGUAGGAAAAUACACUUUACAAGUUCAUUUCUUCUGUCUUAGUAUUGCAUCUGUGUGUUCAAGCUUGCACUAUAUUUAUUUUUUACUUUGCAUUUAUUUAGACAUAGCUGAGUAUAAUGAACUAUUUUAAUAAAUGGCUUAUAAAAAAAAAAAAAAAAUUGUGUUCAAAAUAAAAUCUGUCAUAUGUUUCAUAAAAAUUCUAAUUUUUCUUUACACCCAAUAAUACAAUAUGCUAGUUUUUUAAUAGGAAAAACAGUAUUCCGUGCAUUUGAGAAGCUGUUUUGUUUUGUAAAAUGGCCUGAACGAAUUUCAACUUCACUCGGUUUUUAAACCAAUAAAAUAUUUGCUGUUUUAGAUGACCUCGUCCUACCAGAGGCUCUGAUUGGUGGGAUCAUAGGAGGUGUACUCUUUCUAUUGGUUGCUGUCCUUCUUGCACUAGUUGCCAUUUUCCACAGCAGGAAAAAGGAUAGAAAAGCAAAGGCAAAAUACAGUGAGUGAAAAAUGUGAUACUUUUGCAUAAUGUUUUUACAUUUAGAUAAUAAAAAGAUUGCAGGGCACCACAAGAGGAGGGAGACGAAGAGGAAGACAAAGAAAAAGAUAGGAGGAUAAUAUCAAAGAGUGGACAGGACUAACACUGCCCAAUGCUGUGCGCAGUGCAGAAGACAGAGACGAAUGUAGGAGGAUAUUUCACAUGUCAUCUGUGGCGCCCAGCGGUCCAAGGACUAAGGGACAUGAUGAUGAUGAUGAUAUAUAGAUAAACACUAAGAUAGAAAUAGACACAUUAAAAAUGUUCAUUUUAUUCAUAUUUAAAAGACUAUACAAAUUUAAAAAAAAAAUUUUUAAACAUUCUAUUUCUAAUUCAUUUAUCAAUGAUACCAAAUAAUGUCACUGUGAUAGUAACAUAUGUAUAUAUAAUAUAUAUAUAUAUAUAUAUAUAUAUAUNAUAUUUCCCACUUCUCCUUAACAGAUGAUGUCAAUUAUGGAAAACCUGAUGAAAUGAAUGGACGACAGUAAGUAACACUGCUUCAAUAAAAAAAAAAUAGUCAAUUUGCCAGUGGUUCAUAUAUUAAACUUCCUGACCCAUUAAAUAUCUUGAGAACCUCAGAUUAAAAAUUUGCUCUAUUCUAAAAUUUAAAAAUCAAUACCAAUAUAUGUUUUUGUGUUUCCUGUUUGAAAGAUUUUUUUUUAAAGUCAAAUCUGCAAAAUUGGCCUAAUAUUGUGGCAUAAUCUUUGCUAAAGAAAUGCUGCAGCAAUUAAUUUCUCAAAUAUUUUGUACAUAUUACGUCAUGGGUAAAAUAAUUAUAUUCUCUAUACAUUCUCUGUGACCGGAGAAAAUGGGAACCCUUUUGAUAACAAUGGAAAACACCAGUAAAUAAUAAGCAGUUUUAAAAAAUCAUUCUCAUUUUAGUCCUGAAAAAUGACCAAAGAUAAUGAAUGGUCCCUGAUAAAAUUUAAGAAUAUGUUAGAAUUAAAAUAAGUUUUGGAAUUUUAAAAAAAUUGAUCAUUAUUUACCAUUUCUUUUUCAUCAUUAUAAAAAGGGUUCCCUUUUCCCCGGACACAUGUGUGUAUAGAUAGAUGGUACUUUCAGAGUUGAUGGUACUUUCAUUAAAAUAUAUUGUUUAACCAAUAGGGAAACUAUAAGAUUUUUACAGGUAGCCCUAGCCUGAGAAUGCUUUACAAAAUAAAAAAAACAGUUGUCCAGCAGCAGUGCAUCAGGAGAGGAUUGCUUUAAUCCCUGAUUACAUUUAUUUUUUAGUUGGCAUUUUAAUGUAGUGAUGUAGAAUGCCUUGAGUUGCACUGAGCCAGUCUGGGGCUACCUGUGAGUUAGUUAGCAGUUGUUUUUGUUGAAAAUUUCAAUGCAAGAAGAAUGAAAAAAAAAAAUGUAAGUUUAGAUUUACAUAAUGUGAAGCCCCUCAUACAUAUCCAUAAUUUUGUUUGUCUCCUUCUCUUUACAAUCUUUCUUGGAAAGGACUAGGAAAGGUAAUGUUAUGUCUGUCAACUAAGGGAGGGCAUUGUGCACACUGCAUGUGACUUUGAGUUAACCAUGUUUCAUUUGCUCUCUUCUCUCAUCAGCUCGAUUUUUUUUUUUAGUUUCAUGUAUUGACCACAAUCAAUUUCAUUAAUUGAUUUACCACAAUAGCUUAACUCGUGUCUUGAAAAUAUGUUUCAUCUAGUUGAUUUACAUAAUAUACUAAUUCAUGUAUUUACAAUAUGUUUCAUUAAUUGAUUUACAUAAUAGAUUAAUUCUUGUGUUUACCCAAUUUUUAUAAUUGUGUUUACCCAAUUGAUUAGGUAUUAUUAUUAUUAUUUUUUAAAAUAAUUUUCUGGGGAAAUUAUACAAUGGUUUAAGAUUUUACUUUGUCCCGCCUCCCGUUAAAUGCCAAGAUAUUUUAAAAUGACAUUGUGAUUUUUAUUUUAAAAUGAGCCGAAGGUUGAUGUUAAGACUUUAAUUUCUUGUGAGUGAAUAUUGCAGUUGUACUUGUCUUCGUAUGUGUUUGCAUUGAGAUUACUGGAACUUUGCAUUUAAAAAAACAUAAUUAUAGAAAUGUAAAUAAUUUUUAGGUUCCUGCCUGACAUUAAUAUUUCCUCAAAUAAUGUGGAUACACAUCACAUAGCCUCAACAACUCAUUGUUUUACAUGCUUCUCAUCAGUCAACUCAUUGUUUUACAUGCUUCUCAUCAGUCAACUCAUUGUUUUACAUGCUUCUCAUCAGUCAACUCAUUGUUUUACAUGCUUCUCAUCAGUCAACUCAUUGUUUUACAUGCUUCUCAUCAGUCAACUCAUUGUUUUACAUGCUUCUCAUCAGUCAACUCAUUGUUUUACAUGCUUCUCAUCAGUCAACUCAUUGUUUUACAUGCUUCUCAUCAGUCUAAAUCAUGGUUUUGUUUUGUGGAUUUUAGUAUUGUUUUUUUGUUGGUGUGUGUGAAAAUCUUGUUAACAUGUACUAAUGGGAUCUAGACAGAGCUCUAAUCUUAAGGUUAUGUUAAAAGCUCUAUUGCUUUUCAAGGGGUUGAAAUAUUGACAGGUGGUCGUAAUAACUAUAACUGUCAUUAAUAGGUAAAAUAUUGACCAACAUGGAAUCAGACCAAGUUUAAAACACCCCCACCCCCCUCCCAAUCAAAGACACACACACACAACCGCUGAUAUAAAGACUCAUGCGAGCACACACACACACACACACAUAUAUAUAUCAACCAUUAAAUACAUUUUUUAUUAUGUGGAAAUCACAAAAUGUGAAUUUAUAAGGUUUAAAAAUAUAAUAUCUUGAAUUCUCAAUUUCUCCCAUUGAUAAAAGUUUGAGAACCACUCGAAGGCUGUAGAGAGUAAAAAAAAAAAAGUGUAGCUUGUCAUGUGAAAACACCAUCUGGAAAUACUGCUGUGGUGGGAUGGUACCAUCUUUUAAAAAAAGAAAAUAAUUCUCUCUCUUGGGGUUUGAUUAGUUUUUUUUUUUUAACUAGUCUCUGUUAAACUUGAAUCUCAUCUCUUCAUCCAUCUAUCUAGUCUUUCACAAACUUUUAUCUUGCCUCCUUAAAAUAUUUAUCAACUCUCUCACAUCUGUCAGAUCAACACAACCAAUAAGAAAGCAAACAGUUAUUAACUUUUAAUUUACUCACUGCAGUGAACCUCCGACAAAACGGGAUCGCUGGCAGCACGAUGGAAGAGGAGACAUUGUGACAUCACUGGACAAUACAGACAGUAUUUUCUUUCUACCCCAAACCCGCUCGCUUGACCAGUCGGCUGACAUGAGGGCUUCACUUCUCAACAACCAACAAGAUGCUCGGAAGCGCAGCUAUGGUCAAAACGCCACCCUUAGGGAGGGGUGUGACCAGGGUGCUGGUCGACAGGUGCCUUUAACUAAUGAGAUCAGUUUUAUGAGUGACAGGUCGCAGGCCGGGUCAGGCAGGUCAAGGCCAGACCAUAGAAACUCGACCUGGCCUGACCUGCCUUCAGAAAAACAGAUAGGCCUGCAGCCAAGAUCUUUGCCUCCAAGCUACGCCAGACUCCACAAGGAUGGCCACCCCACACAUCAAGCUCACCCCACACAUCAAGCUCACCCACACACCUUUGUUCAGCCCCAGCAUGUUCAGCACCCCUCAUCAACAAGGGACUACCCUACACUCUCAAAAUCCCAUUCAUUUCCAUCACACCAUCCAGGCCAUGUUGUGGCAUUCCCACCGAUAUCUGUCCAACACCCCAGCCAGUCGGCUCACCUCUCAUCGCAGCCUUACCCACAACCCAGCCGCGUGGCUUCAUCUACAAGAGAUCACCCUGCAGUCAGCUUUGAUGCUCAGUAUCCAAGUUUCCACAGCGAUGACGACGAUGUCUUUGGGACCCAUCCGUCUGGCUACAAAAAUGUCCCCAGCCUUCCCCGCCACAGCUCAAUGAAACCAAGCCAGACAACCUACUUGACAGACACAGACGUCAAUGAUCAGCCCACCAGCGGUCCACAUCUGACAAUAGAAGACAUAAGUUCUGUACUGGAGCCAUAUUCAGAACAGCCUUCCCAAGUUCACCCCAACCAUUCCAUGUCCCCGUCAAGCCAUCCUUUGAACGGACUCGGCUACGAUGACAGCUGCAACAUUCCUCCCGCAGGAUAUUAUGUCAACACUGGAGACAGAGACCGGCCAUUUGCAAUGGUCACCCCUUCCCAGAAGCCCACCGGCCCCAGUGAUAAUGAAAGCAAUAACAGCAGUGGGAGACCAUUAGGGUACACGAGGGAUCACUUGCAUGGUGUUGUUCAGCGGCUGCGAGAGGGCCCAAGGCCUCACAUGCCCCGCCCAUCCCGGCAAGCUAAUAUCUCUGGUUAUUCUGACCCUUUCCCUCAAAGCCGUGGCAACCUGAACGUGCCAACUCAGAUGUCAAAAUCACAUUCAAACUUGCAGUAUCCAAGUUAUUACAACAUGGCAGGCAAUGACAUGGACAACGUAAGACACAGAAAACCACCUCGUUAUGUACCAGAUGUCGUCCAGGAUCUUUACCCAACAGCUGAGCCAUCCAGGCAAAGGGCUCUCAGUGAAGGCAGCCAGAAGUUUAGUGGCAUGACAAACUAUAAUGGUGAUGAUGACUAUCACAACAGGAGGCCACCCCCAGGAGAUGCAGCUCUUGGUUUGAGGCCAUCCCACAAUUCAGCAUCCUACCCGGAUGUGUCGUCCUUGCCCCGCAGUGAAGCAGGCAGGUCUGGCAGAGAUCAGAGGGAUCAGUAUGCACCAGUCCCAGGUUAUUAUGAUGUACAGAGACCCCAGGCUUAUGAUACCAUGCAGAGACCACCCGGGGAACACAGGGGUCCCCCACCUCUACCACCUCAGCGCCAGCAACCGAACCCACCAUCAUACCAUCAUAAAGCCCUCCCCAGCCAAGGCAGCACAUUUGAUCCCAGGGAUGCUCUGCCUUUAAGGUACACAGCUCAACAGCCUGGAUACACUGACCCUAGUGGACAGUACAGAGACUACCCCGUCCAUCGCUACGGGGAUGACCCGACCGCCCAUGACACAGCUAGCCACAGCAGUGGCAUAGGCAGUCGCAAUACAUCUCAGAGCACCGGAUCGCUUCAUCCUCGACGCGGUAGUGCUGGAAAGGGCAGCGCAUCAUUCAGCUCGGCACAGGAUCCCGACUUGAGCUUAGAUAUGAGCCAUGCCGGGGGUAUUCCCAGUCACCGGCGGGACACCUCAGGUGAUGAAAACUAUGAAUUUGACUCUCUGAACGCACUGGAGAAUGACAUCAUUGAUGAUCUGAGGAGAUAUUCGCGGCUGAGCGGGGGGAGUGGGGGGCGUGGGUAUGGACAAGGGGAUGAGAGUGAUGAUGUCCCCGUGCCGCCACCAAGCAAACCAAGCCGGUAUCCAAACGCAGAGAAGAGGUUUGAGAAACUGAGGGAGGAGUUCAAACAGUACCAGCAGCACCAGCAUCACCCGUCUGAAGAGAUGCGUCCGCCCCCAACUGCAGCGUCAGCACUGCCCAUUGGUCAGAACGGUGAACCGCUCUAUCCAAUGGAUAGUGAGAUGUUGUGAGAAAUUUGUUAGGAUUUUAACAUUUUUAUAUCAAAAUAUGUUUUAUUAUACCGUGAGACAAAAAGUCAGUGUCCUCGCACAAUUUGAUAAUAAUUGUUUUUAACAACAAAAAAUGGAAAUUUGUUUAAUUAUUUUAUUUAUGUUUGAGGGAUUGUUGAUUUAAUUAC
Molecule: messenger RNA, 35119 nt
Organism: Lymnaea stagnalis (great pond snail)
Lineage: Eukaryota; Metazoa; Mollusca; Gastropoda; Lymnaeidae
Source: the annotation of a GenBank genome assembly